CACUUCAUGGGAUCAAAAUAAGCACAAAUAAACCAUCCAUAAGCCUCGACAUACAUAGACCUUGAGAAUUUGAUUCUAAUUGUAAUUCCUUCACAAUGUCCAUUCACAAACUUGUUCAAUACUUUCUCUUAUUAUUCUUGUUUAUAGGGACAAUAGUGUCAGCUCAAUUGUCCUCUGAUUUUUACUCAACAACAUGUCCAAAUGUUCUUUCCACCAUUAAAACACAAGUAGACUCUGCUGUCAACAACGAACCUCGCAUGGGAGCAUCCCUCCUUCGUCUCCAUUUCCAUGAUUGCUUUGUUCAAGGGUGUGAUGCAUCAGUACUAUUAGAUGAUACAUCAAAUUUUACAGGAGAAAAGACAGCAGGUCCAAAUGCAAAUUCAAUAAGAGGUUUUGAAGUGAUUGAUACCAUAAAGUCCCAAGUAGAGAGCUUGUGCCCUGGUGUUGUUUCUUGUGCUGAUAUUCUUGCCGUUGCUGCUAGAGACUCUGUUGUUGCUCUUGGGGGGCCCAGUUGGACAGUGCAAUUGGGAAGAAGAGACUCAACGACAGCAAGUUUAAGCUCUGCUAACUCAGAUUUGCCAGGUUUCUCGUUCGAUCUAAGUCAACUUAUUACUGCUUUCUCCAAUAAAGGUUUCACAACCCAAGAAAUGGUUGCUUUAUCAGGAGCUCACACAAUUGGGGAAGCAAGAUGCGUGACCUUCAGACAAAGAAUCUACAACGAGAGUAACAUAGAUUCCUCGUAUGCAACGUCAUUGCAAGCGAAUUGUCCUAGCGUAGGUGAUGAUAGCAAUUUGUCACCAAUUGACACCACAACUCCAACAACCUUUGACAAUGCUUACUUCAAGAAUUUGCAGAGCCAAAAGGGUCUCUUCCACUCCGAUCAACAACUCUUCAAUGGAGGAUCCACCGACUCUCAAGUUACCUCUUAUGGCAGCGACGCGCAAAGCUUUGCCACUGAUUUUGCUAACGCAAUGCUUAAAAUGGGCAACCUUAGCCCUCUUACUGGCACCACUGGCCAGAUUAGGACCAACUGCGCAAAAAUCAAUUGAUCAAUUAAAUUAAUUAAGGAUGCUUUACAUAUAGUCGAAUUAAAAGGAUGGAUGAGAUGGAUAAACAAACACAGAAGACAAAUGAAUAUUGAAAAAGAUUAUAUAUGAAGUGGUUAAAAAAAUUUAAGUAUAAACUCAACGAUGGACAUCGUUUAAACUAUAUGGUCGAUAUCAUCUAAUGAGGAUA
Messenger RNA from Arachis ipaensis, 1236 nucleotides. RefSeq names its product cationic peroxidase 1-like. Lineage: Eukaryota; Viridiplantae; Streptophyta; Magnoliopsida; Fabales; Fabaceae. Gene Ontology annotation, molecular function: heme binding; peroxidase activity. Gene Ontology annotation, biological process: response to oxidative stress; hydrogen peroxide catabolic process. The record is from RefSeq and is a predicted model, not a curated record.